GGAGCGGCGCGCGGCGCGCGACGCGAAGCCGCGCGAGACGUGAGACGUGAGACUCUGAGACCUCAUUCGCGAAACUUCAGUUCGCGUACGGCCGCUGCGGUGAGAGGACGUGUUUUCGGCGCGCGCGUCCGUGGGAAAGAGAGAGAGAAAGAGAUUCGUCCCUUGGUCCAUCCCGCCGUGUCGCCUGCUCGUUCUCCCCAUCUAGCCUUGAUUUGCCCGCGCGAAUGUCAGAUGAUCGCCAGUCAUGAUCUCCACUGUGACGCGAUACCUCCUGCCAAGCAUUCUCUUAUCAUGCACCCUCGUGGUCACGGCGUACGCCAGGUCCUGGGACUUGGCCGUGGUGAUCGGCAGCGAAAUCGACUUUUUCGCGCGGAACGGUACGCUCACGGGUCACGCUAACAUCGCAGAAGCCGUCGCCCUGACCGGGGUAACAUAUGACGAUACCACUCGAACAAUGUAUUUAUCCGAUGUAAGAAACAACGUAUCCAUAUUUAGUAACGAUCUCACGGAGAAGGAUUUCAAUUCAAUCCCCUUGCUUAAGAAAGAGAACGGAAUGCACAUUACGGGGAUGGUUUUCGACACCCCGUCGCGCAUUUUAUUCUGGAUCGAUGCCUUGAAGGAGAUCAUAGCAAAGAUGCACGUGCCGUUAGACGGCGAACCGAGUAAUCCUGUCAUUUUGCACAAUCUCACUGGGAACAGUCCACGUGGCAUCGCUCUCGACGUGUGUAACAGCCGCAUAUAUUGGGUGAAUAGUAAUACCACGAACCCCAGUAUCGAGCGUUCUAAUCUCGACGGAAACGAUCGGACAAUCGUCGUCAAGGAAAACUUGUACGAGCCUCUGGCGGUAGCAAUCGACCACGCGGAGCGGAAGUUAUAUUGGAUCGAUGAUGUUGAAGGGAUUCAUUUCAAGAUCGAGCGUAGCAACUUAGACGGCAGCGAGCGGGAGUUGCUGAUCCACAACAAACAUCAGCAGCCGGUCUAUCUGGCGGUGGACAACGAGUCGAUAUAUUGGUCCGAUUGGGUGUACAGCGCGGUCUGGACCAUGCCGAAGAACGCUAAAGCCGGAGAUUACCCAACCAAGUUCAAAUCGUACUACGAUUCUAGAAGGGAUGCCGAUCCGGCCGGCAUCGUUACGCGCGACAAUGUCGGCAAAAUCGAUUGCGCGACCAUCUUAUCGAUGAUUGAGAAGAAGACGAACUUGUCGGGGUCCGUUCCACGGCCGUUAGCCGAGACAUUUAAUAAUUUAACUACCAGCACGGAGGAAUCGGAUUUGACCACCGAGAGCUUCAGAUACUGCCUAAACGACGGCCAUCUGAACAAAACAGACGGCACGUGCCGAUGCAAACCAGGGUUUACCGGACCCUUUUGUGAAAUUUCGAUUUGUCAUAAUUACUGCCUUCAUGGUAAAUGCAUUAUAAAUCAUCGCGGACUUCCCGAGUGCGAAUGUACAGAGACGUUUAGCGGCGCCCGAUGUGAAAGGGAUGUUUGCGACGAUUACUGCCUAUUCGACGGCAAGUGUUCCGUCCAAAAUGGAAGGCCGUUCUGUAGCUGUAAAUAUUCCAAAGGAUCUCGAUGCGAAGAGCCGAAUAACAUCGCGGAGGUCUGUACGAUCUAUUGUGCGAGCAACCGCAGCGAACCACCCAGCGCCAGUGUAAUAUUGUGCAGGUGCAUGGACUCGAAUCAAACGGCCGAGAGAAUUACGUUUAGUGACAAUUUCCAAAGCAGCAUCUUGCUACCGAUGUUUGCAGCCCUUUCUGCUGUGUUUCUUGUAGUGAUCGCCGGACUUAGUUACUACGUAAAUAAAUUACAAAGACGACCGCGUAUCAAGAGGCACUAUGUGGUCAGUAAAGGCGUGAUGCCGCUCACAUCUCGACCACAAAUACCGGACAAUCAAUGUGAAAUUACCAUAGAAAAUUGCUGCAAUAUGAAUAUCUGCGAAACUCCGUGUUUCGAACCGAAAUUACGAACCGGGGUGCCAAGAAGCAAUAGUACCAAAAAAGAAGAGAAGAAUUCCUUGUUGGAUAAUAUGGAGGGUAAUUCGUGCUAGCACAGACUACUCAUCUCGUCUCGUCGUAUGAAAUGGCGAAAAUUCUGCACGAGUUCUGCCUCGCGACGGAAAUAUUCUCGGAAUUGUUCCAUGUCUGUACAUACUGCGGCGGCGAAUUUUAGUAUUGUUGUUAAGUUUGGAAACAUCCGUGUUUACGGGAUAUGCGCUGUGUUGGCAAUUGAUUUUGCUCCAUCUUGGAAAAUGAAGCCAAAGGUCUUUUUAGAAAGUCCUAAUUCUUAGUACGUCAUACACAUUAGGGCUGUGUUUUAGAAACAUUUUCUCGCUUAGUAGUCGUUAAACUCAUCAUUUAAUCUUGUUAGACGCUUAUUCUAGGAGAUAAACGCAAAUUGGUUUUAUGUUUCAUUAAAUCUGCCAAACGCAAACGCUCGUGACUGCAUACAAGCAACACUGAAAUUUCAGAUAAAGACGCGUGGUAUAUAUCUAUGGAGAUAUUCAUAAUGGGAAAGAUUUUAAUAAUAAUAUUAUAUUAUUAGCUAUAUUCGAUAUAAUUUCUCCAUUAUUAAAAUCUACAUAAUAUAUAUAACGAUAGCAUAAUCGAAUAUAUUUUUAAAACGGUGUUGCAAACGGUUUUAAGUAACAAAUUUCAAUAAUGAGAUACAUAAUGAGUGACGAUAUAUGUACAUAGACUUUUAACAAAACAUACAGUCUCAUGAAACUGUAUUUGCUAAGUGAAAAGAAAGGCACACAUAUUCUUUAUUCGAGAAAGUAAAAAAUAACAUGUAUGCAAUACCUAAGAAUCUUCUUUCAUAAUACAUCAAUAGAUGCCUGCCAGACCUGCCAAACAAUAUAACUCAGGCUCUCUAAUAUGAAAAGUUCCCUAAAGCACUUUUCUAUAUUUUCACAUUUUAUUCUGUUCAUUUCACUUUUAUAUUAUCAAGACUCAAGUAUCGAGCUGAAACAAAUUGAAAAGAGAAAGAAAGUGUAAGGAAAAAGUAGUUAUCGCAGUCACGGAGUGCGCAAAAGUUGCCUUAAGCGGUAAUUCUAAUCGUUGCUCAAAGUACUAUUGAGUACAUUCCUGAAGAAAAUUUAGAUCGCGAUGUAGUGUCACAGAUAUAAGUAGUUGUCUUAUAACAUUUUCUGACUGAACCAUCCGUCAACGGGCUUUAUACACAAGUACGUUUAUGUAAUGGAACUAUAUCAUUAAUUUAAUCAUGAAAUCAAAACGCAAUUUGAUGUAAAUUUAUCGUCAUUCUUGGUCUGAUUUGGCGCACAUUCAUGGUAAUAUGAUCGCGUGCGAAGACUUUUAUAUUUUAAGAUCAAGCUUCUAAUUCCAUUCUUAAUUAACGAAUUCUCAUUUCGUUCAUAAUUUCGUAAUCAUAUUUUAUCAUUUUUUUCUCAUACUGUGAGUACAAUACAUGCAUAUAAAUCGAAUUGGAUCGUGCUUUUACGCACCGAAAUAUCUUCAAUGUGUGUGAAUCCAUACUAUGAUCGAACAUUAAUGAUUUUAAUCUUACUCGGGGAUCGUUAUCACUAACAUUCAUAAUAGUGAUAUGUAAAUUUAUAUCGCAUGUCUCUAGGCAACUAAAUACAUAAUAUAUGUAUACAUAUGCUACAAUAUGAGAUGUAUACUGUAAUAUGAGAUAAAAUAGGAAAACGUUCAGAGUUAUAUACAACGGAUACGCGAAUGAUCCUCACUGUUAAAUACCGAAAUAUCUCCCAGUGAUACAUUACACUGCAGUUCUAUACAUACUAUGCAAGAAAUUUCCGAUGUAUUUAUAUACAUCAAUAAUGUCCGUGAUCUCGGUUCAUUUAUUUGUGAGGAUCGUCAGUUUUUAUAUAGAAUAUCGUUUGAAGAUACCUGUGACGUUUAGUACAGAACAAUACUCCAUUUACUUAACUUCAAAAACUUUUGUUCUGUGCAUCCAUAUGUGGAAUGCGAAGCCAACUUUUAAGUCUUCUUCUUUUUUCUUCCAAUUUUUUAUUUCAUCGCAAAAAAGUGCAUGAAAUUACUCUUUGAUUUUCUUUUAUCCGAUUAUGAUAGUGCGCAUAUAAAUGAUAGUGAGUAUACUUGUACAUUAAAAACUAUAUUUUAUUUUUGUUGUUCUGUUCGUAAGAAAGAUGAUCCUAAGUUUUAUUUUUAAAAUCCGAGGAAAUCACAUAAUGCAAUUAAUAGUUACUUAAAAUUACUUAAAGCGUAUAAUUUUUACGCACACCAAAGUUGUUUUUUUUUUAAUAGUAAUAACAAGAGUACAAUUAUUGGUUUGCAAGAAUUGUCACAUCGAGUUAAGCUAUAUUUAGACGUUUUAUACAGUUAAGACAUUAUAUGGAAGCAUUAUAUGUAGAAAAAAACCUACUGUUUAAUUCUAAUCAUGUCAUAAAGCGGCAAACCAACGUGUUGUUCAUUAAUUAUUUGUUUAUAGAAAUUACGUUAUUCUUUAUGAUACGGAAUAAUGUUCCUGUCGUCGUGACAACACAAAUUAUUUGCAAUACAUGACGAUACUUUUUGUUCCUGUAUACGAUAGAUGCUACUUAAAUUGUCACAUUUGCUUUUUAAAUCUAAUAUAUAAUUUUAUACGAAAGAUUUGCGACAUUUGCUCCCGACUAUUAAUAUAUAUAUAUAUGUACCCAUAUUGUUUGGAAAAUAGCCCUCUCCCGCACACUCAUCCCCAGAGACGAGAUAGUGGAUUUAUGGUGAAAGGGUUAUAUUCCUGAAAAAAAAUAAAGCCAUAAUAUGAUGCACGGUAUGCAAUAUGUUUUUAUUAUUAUUUGUAUGAUGUUGUAAAUCAGAAUUAUAAACUUUUCUCACACAUACAUCUAAUAAUUUUUUCAAAUUAAUAGAAUUUUUUUUUACUUUGAAAUUCGAGAAUUUUCUGUAUUUAUCUUAAAUGUAUGUACUUAAACUUUAGGUAUGCUAAAUUGUACUUAAAUUGCAUAAUCAAAUAAUUAGAUACUUUAAAAUUAUUAAAUAUGAUUUCAAAAACGCAACAUAUUACAUACAUUGCAUCUCUUUACAAUGGUUAUAACGCUGGUUGCUAUUGUAUACAGAUAAAAAUGGAAAUAAAAUGGAUUAUCUCUUA
Messenger RNA from Formica exsecta, 5085 nucleotides. It is a transcript of the gene cue, whose product is annotated as protein cueball. Bases 245 to 2047 code for a protein of 600 amino acids. The record is from RefSeq and is a predicted model, not a curated record. Lineage: Eukaryota; Metazoa; Arthropoda; Insecta; Hymenoptera; Formicidae. The transcript has 7 exons.